AUGGCGCCAGCAUCCAGCACUCAAUUCCUCCCACUAUCUCCGGCCGAGCUUUCCUAUCUACAUUCCUCCCUCUCGCUUUCGCCGCCGAUCCGCCCUGAUGGCCGUACACCCACGCAGCUCCGCCCGUUAAUCGCCGAAACCGACAUUCUUGCUUCUGCGAACGGCAGCGCCCGCGUAUGCUUCGCUGAUGGUACUGAAGCUGUUGUCGGCAUCAAAGCUGAAGUUGAGAAGAGCCAAUGGCGACCGGAGCAUGGCGCGCAUCUGGGGACUGGGGGAGGAGACAUCGAGAUCCUAGGCGAUGAUGAGGAUGCAGAUAACGGAAACACAGAGAUAGAAGGGAAGGGGGAGAAUGCAUGGGUGGAGAUGAGCACCGAUAUUCCUGGCUUCAGAGACGAUGAUCAGCUACCUGUGUUCCUGUCGGCUAUGCUCACAGAGGCGUUGCUUGCGAGCGGGAAGCUGAAGGACCGGCUGUACAUCAACCGGCGGUUUCACUGGAAGCUGUAUAUCGACAUUUUGCUCCUCUCAUCAACGUUCUCAUAUCCGCUGCCUCUCCUCUCCCUGACAACACACCUCGCCCUUCUCUCUUCCCGCCUUCCGCGCCUGAAAUCUGAGCUUGACGAAGACCCGUUGUUCGACGACGAUUGGGAUGCCUCAACCUUCCUCUACCCGUUAGCUUCGGGUAAUCCCACGAAGUCUACCGCCAGGACUAACAGACCGCCCAUAACACUGCUGGUCAUCGCUGUCGGCCAGAACAUAAUCUUUGAUCCCUCAAAAGAGGAGUUAGCAGUAGCAGAAGCCGUGGUUGCUGUGUCAGUCGGCCACUUGGAGACUGGGGAAGGCUUGAAACUACUAGCGAUCCGAACCAUUGACCCGCCAUCUCGUCUCACGCCGCCGGGAAUACCGAACAGCAUGAACAGCACUACAGGCGGCAUCGCGCCAACAAGCAAUCAAGACGCCGUCACCCAGCAGGAGGUGUCAGAUGCUGGCGGGGUGUGGAGGCCGCCGAGGGGUGGGAUCAAGAGAAGCUUGAUAGGGCGGAUAGUAAAGAUGGCUCUUGAGAAAGGCGGUGUUGGCGAAGAGAUCAUGGAAGGACUAGCCAACGUGGAGACUUGA
Molecule: messenger RNA, 1113 nt
Organism: Coniosporium apollinis CBS 100218
Lineage: Eukaryota; Fungi; Ascomycota; Dothideomycetes
Exons: 2
Coding region: 1-1113 (370 amino acids)
Biological process (GO): U4 snRNA 3'-end processing; nuclear polyadenylation-dependent mRNA catabolic process; nuclear polyadenylation-dependent rRNA catabolic process
Cellular component (GO): nuclear exosome (RNase complex); cytoplasmic exosome (RNase complex)
Source: RefSeq, a predicted model, not a curated record